CCUUCAACCUUUCCCAGCAUCAGGGUGAAGAUGGAGAGAGUACCUCUGUUUACGUCUUCUUGUGUUUAAAGCAGCACAAAGUUAGAACUGAUGAUAGAGGUAGGAUGGUAAGUGCCUGUUAGAUCCAGCAGAAGUCGAGGGUCGUGUCAUUGAGGAGCUGCUUGCAGUAAAGGUGGGGUCUGGCUCCAAAUUUUCUGAUGAUGGUAAAGAUUGAAGGCAGGAGGAGAAAGACAGAGGAUGAGAUGGUUGGAUGGCAUCACCGACUCAAUGGACAUGAGUUUGAACAAACUCUGGGAGAUGGUGAAGGACAGGGAAGCAAGAUGUGCUGCAGUCCAUGGGGCUGCAAAGAGUAAGACACAAUUUAGUGACUGGACUGGAAAUGGUUCCACAUUACAACCUUGGGCUUAGCCAUUGGGCGUGGGGCUGGGGCUAAAAGUCAAGAUUUUCACAGCCCAUCACUUUCCCUCCCCAUCCCACCUCCCAGUUGGGCUUUGUUUGCUGCUCACACUAAACACAGCUCCAGCCAUGGCCUCAUUCCAGUUCCUUCAGUGGGCAGAGGGUCCCCCCACCCAAUGACCCCUGGUACCUCUCAGGCCCCAGUUUAUACUGAUCCCUGUUGGAACUCUUUUACAAGAAACCUUGAACUUGUGACUUGAAGGGCAAGGAAACCCUCCAGGGACUGGUUUCUAUUGCUCUUGCCUUCUUGGGGGCAUCCAGCUUCCUGUAAUCCCAGUGGGGAUGACCUUUUCACUGGAGCCUUUAUGUUGAAGACUGUGCAGUUCAGAGGCAGAGAUGAUUCUGCACUGGCUUUCUGGUGCUCUGCUCUCUCUCUCCCUUGGCUCUGGUCCUGAGCAUCUUCUCUUCUGCAGGGUGACACAAACUUGCCUGAUUCCAGAGACUCCUGGAUAGGGGAAGUGCGGGGCCGCUCUUCAGUGAGGAACAAUCAGCUGAAUCUGGCCAGCUCUGCCUGGAAAUGCUUAGCCUACAGCCGCAGAGCCGCCUUGGGCAGUUGCUGCUGUUCCCCGUCCAGCCUGUCCAGCUUAGGGACCUCCUUCUCCUCCUCAUACAAGGAUUUGGCCAAGCACAUCGUGGACCUCUCUAUGGCUGAUGUAAUGGCUGCUUGCUCAGAUAACCUGAACAACCUCUUCAGCUGCCGGGCAGCAGCCGGCUGGAACCAUCAGGGCGAGGAGCAGGAGGUGCAGCUGUACUACAAGAUGUUCUCUUCUACCCGGCAUGGCUUCCUGGGGGCUGGCGUGGUGUCCCAGCCACUGUCUCAUGUGUGGGCAGCUGUGAGUGACCCCACCUUGUGGCCCCUGUACCAUAAGCCCAUCCAGACAGCGAGGCUGCACCAGCGGGUGACCAACAGCAUCAACCUGGUGUAUCUGGUGUGCAAUACCACCGUGUGUGCACUGAAGCAGCCACGGGAUUUCUGUUGUGUCUGCGUGGAAGCCAGAGAGGUGCCUGCCUUGCUGGUGGGGCAACUGUCUGUCAUGGCAGCUCAGUCUGUGUAUGAUGCAUCCAUGCCGAGACCCAGCAGGGAGAUGGUCCGAGGGGAGAUCCUGCCCAGUGCCUGGAUCCUGCAGCCCCUCACUGUGGAAGGGAAGGAGAUCACCAGAGUCAUCUACUUAGCCCAGGUAGAACUUGGUGCUCCAGGAUUCCCCCCUCAACUUCUAAGCUCCUUCAUCAAACAGCAGCCACUGGUUAUAGCCAGACUUGCUUCCUUCCUUGGUAGUUAGCAUCUCACAGUCAAGAUGGCACUCCAGGAUGCCCCAGAGAUGCUGGGGCAGUUCUUGUUACUCUCUGUAUCCUGAUGCAAGAAGAGCCAAGGCUACCUGCUGUGGCCGACUGAGCAGACGGCAUUCCGCCCCGAAGUUCCAGUGAAACCUGGUCGGCACUUGGUCACAGCUGGCAUCUCUGCAGAGCAAGGGCGCUUGAGUUUCUGGCUCUGGCCGUCCAGCGUGAAUGAAGCUCAACUCACCUUUUUGGAUUUCUCACCUUUUUUCCUGUCUCUGGGACCCUAUGGUUACUCAAGGAUCAGGACUGGGUACAGCCAGUAGAGCUGGGAAAUGGCAAUGCUCUGACAUGGUGCUUACUGAGUUUGGUGCAGCCCUUGGGCUGGUGGAGAAGCAAGCUGCCGUCGGCCAGCACUCAGAAUCUGCCUCCAGCAUUCAGCUCCACUGUGGGAUGGAGUGUUAGGAAAUACCAAAACAGAAAAUGGUUUAAAAAAACAUUUACACAAACCAGAACAAUGAUGUAGAAUUGUUUCUCCUCCUUGAAUCUUUACAAAUUGCUUUAUUAUUAAUUUUUGCCUUGCCCCCACCCCCUUCCUUUCCCUCACAGGAGAGGACGUUCGUUUGGGUCUUGGCCCGUUAGGAGUACUGACCAGUGCUGUGUUAUGGAGCCGCCACUCCAGAGCUCAGCAAAAUGAGAAAAACCACUGUAGAAGUUGGCUGGAUAGAUUUGGGGUCAGAGUGGGGCCCCAGACCCUUGAGGAAGACUGGGGAUGGGGCUUGGGCAUCUCUCAUUUCAGAGAUGAAAAACUGUCUUUUGAAGACGGAUGAUAAUGGAUUUCCUGGAGGAGGUAAGUGAUUUGUUAGGAGGAAGCUCAGUUCCAUUCCUUACCUCACUCAAAGGCUUGGUUCCAGCCCUCAGGCUCUUGAGCAUUCCACAUACUGCUGUAGCCUCUUCUGUUCUAGGGUGGGAUGGAGACUGGGUUGUUUUCUGACUGAACUUGAGCUUUUAUUCUGUAUGGUUACUUGAAAGUGGUAGGGGUGGGAGAGGUUCUUGGCUUCAGUUCUGGUGACCAGAAUCUUUGGUAGAAGAGGGUGACCAUAUGGGGAUUGAGAUGAUGUGGUAAAAAGGUAAAUUUCUGCAUAGUCCAGCAGAGAUUUAUUUUUCUGAAAGUAUUUGCAGGAUUUUUUUCCCCUCUUACGUCAAAUUAAGUUAUUUAUAUAUUAUUGAAGGUUUUUUUUUAAAUUGCUUUUAAACUUAUUUUUCUGGUUAAUAUUUUGGUAACAUUUGAUAUAUUUAACAGCCUAUUUAUGUACUCCCGUAUCUUUUCAUAUGAUUAAGACCACUGAUUGAAAAGUUCAGAACACUUGCAAAUUAAACGUCCAGUGUGUACAUUUAUUCAGUGAAGACUA
Molecule: messenger RNA, 3143 nt
Organism: Capra hircus (goat)
Lineage: Eukaryota; Metazoa; Chordata; Mammalia; Artiodactyla; Bovidae
Product: stAR-related lipid transfer protein 9-like
Exons: 7
Coding region: 1101-1736 (211 amino acids)
Biological process (GO): spindle assembly
Cellular component (GO): nucleus; centriole; cytoplasm
Molecular function (GO): microtubule binding; microtubule motor activity; lipid binding
Source: RefSeq, a predicted model, not a curated record